UUAACUCUGACAUUAUUCCCAUCACUAAUUCUUCAAAGACUUCAAGUCUUUUCGAUGAGGAGUUGUUCGACACUGAGACUACCAUCAAAAUACGCUCGUCAAAAACAGACCAUGGAAAAUACAUUCACUGUUAUGCAUUCAUGGACAGCAAGGUUGUUGGCCAAAACCUUUCUAAAUUAAGGGUUUACGGCCCACCAGAUGACGCUUAUAUCACCAUUCCAGCGGAUCUGCAAGAUGGUAUGGAAACAAAUGUAACAUGCAGAACAUCUAAUGGAUACCCAGCUCAUCUCAUUCAUUGGUACGUUGGGUCAAGAAACCUUACAGAUAAUUCAUCGCUGGAGUCUUCAUUGAAUAUAGCUGGUCGAUACGAUGCUGUAAGCACUCUGACUUUCGUACCGAAGAGGGUAUACCAUGGACAACGUCUUCUAUGCCAGGCAGUUCAACCUGAAACACCCUUCGGUCGGUCAUUGAAUGAUAGCAUGGUUCUGAACAUAUAUAAAUCAGAUGCCAACCCUCCUGCUUUCAAAGUCAAGUGGUUCUGUGACUGUACAGAGCUCCAAGGUUGCCACAAUACUUCGUUCAACGACACUCUGAUAGAAGGUGAUACUGUGAAUUCAGCCGAGCUAACGAUCGGAAAGCCCCGUUCAGGAGAUCAUUGUGAGUUCACAUGCGUCGCUAUUUCUACAUUUGGAGAGGGAACUGCAGUCUUAAGCUCAUCAUUUUACGCUCCACCAAAUGGAAUCAUUAUUACUACUGGAAGAGGCAACCGCUUCUACUGUAACAACCUCUCUAUCAUGUCUUUAACGGUAAUGGCUGAAGCACCAUAUAGCAUCACAUGUGAAGCAUCACAGGCAAGGCCUCCUGCACUACUACAAUGGCAUAUACCAGAUGACAUGGCCGUUAUUCAUCAGGAUCAGGCAGAUGUCAUUCAAUACGGGUCCUACAACUCCCACAAAGCUUUGACAAUCAUACCAUCCAGGAAUGACCAAGGAAAGAUUCUCAGCUGCAUCGCAUCACACCCUGAACUACAAAAUGACCUUCGGUGUUCAAUCAGUCUGAUGGUUCAAGUUUGGCCUAAGAAUGUGUUGCUCUUUUCAACUGGAAUUAACCAGUCCCAGUCAUACGAGAUCUACGUCCAAGAAGAUUCACCGACAUCGAUCACGUGUAAAAGUAUUGGAACCUUCCCCGCAGUUGAGCUAGCAUUGGAUCUUCUGUGUGACUCUGGCAUUAUUCCCAUCAAAAAUUCUUCGAGGACUCCAAAUCUCUUCGACCAGAAGCUGUUCGACACUGAGACUACCAUCAAAAUACGCCCGACGAAAACUGAUCACGGAAAAUACAUUCAAUGUUAUGCAUUCAUGGACAGCGAAGUUGUUGGCCAAAAUCUUUCCAAAUUAAGGGUUUACGGCCUACCAGAUGACGCUAAUAUUACCAUUCAUGCGGAUCUGCACGAUGGUAUGGAAACAAAUGUAACAUGCAGAACAUCUAAUGGAUACCCACCCCCUCUCAUUCAUUGGUAUAUUGGGUCAAGAAAUCUUACAGAUAAUUCAUCGCUGAAUUAUUCAUUAAAUUCUGCUGAUCGGUACGAUGGUGUAAGCACUCUGAUCUUCGUACCAAGGAGAUUUGACUAUGGGAAACGUCUUUUCUGCCAGGCAGUUCAACCUGAAACACCCUUAGGUCGCUCAUUGAAUUACAGCAUGGUUCUAAACAUAUCGUACGGCCCUUUUGCAUCCAUUACGUCUCGACGACUUAUCAGGAAAGGGAUACAUGUCGGUUAUGUGUUGAAAUGUACGUCUGAUGCCAACCCUCCUGCUUUCAAAAUCCAGUGGUUCUGUGACUGUACAGAGCUCCAAGACUGCCACAAUAAAACGGUCAACGGUACUAUGAUCGAAGGUGAAACUGUAACUUCAACUGAACUAGCAAUAGGAAACCCACUCUUAGAAGAUCACUGUGAGUUCAGAUGCAUCGCUAUUUCCACAGAUGGCUCUGGAACUGCAGUCUUAAACUCAUUUUACGUUGCGCCAAAUAGCGUCUUCAUCAAAGAUGGAAGAGGGACCAUGAACUGCGUUGACAACCUCUCUGUGCGAUUAACUGCCCAAAAACAAUUAGAGAUCACUUGUCAAGCAGGUCGGGCAAGACCUCCUCCAAUACUUGAAUGGCAACUACCAGAUACCACGAAUGGUUUUACAGCUGUUAUUGAUCACCAGUAUGAUGUCGUACAAGACGGAUCUUACAUCUCCCAAAGAUCUUUGAGAUUCACACCCUCCAGGAAUGACCAAGGAAAGAUUCUCAUCUGCGUUGCAUCACAUCCAGAACUAACAGAAAACCUUCAGUGCUCAGUUCAUCUAAUUUUUCAUGUUCCUCCCUCUGGGAUGAGGAUCUUUCUCGCUGGAAGUGGAAUGGAAUCUCUGCAAACAUUCCUAAACGUCAAUGAAGAUUUACCGACUACAAUCACUUGCAAAACCAUUGCCUCAUUCCCAGCGACUGAACUAUCGUGGAUAUUAAUUGGUACAAAUGGCAGUAAUCCUAUAAACGCAAACGUUUCAAAUACUCACAAUAUGUUAGAUGAUAAUUUAUUCGACACCGAGAGUACAAUCACAAUACACCCGGACAAGAUGGACCAUGGGAAUUUAAUUCAAUGCUAUAUAUCUCUGGACGGGGCCUUUGUCGAUAUACUUACAGCCACUUUAAGGGUCAUCGGACACCAUGCAUUUGAGGUGUCUAUCCAGACAGACUCUAUUCCAAUCAUUGGCGUAGAUUUCACCCUGGUCUGUUCGUUCACACCUGAAACAAGAUAUAAGCAAUUGGUGUGGAAAAAGGGUGAAAACAUCCAAGUGGCAUCGCAUUCUUGUUGGAGGUCCCUUUACUACUGUCCAGUGAAUUCUAUUCCAUUCCCAUUAAAAUUCAGCCUUAAAACCGACAAUUCCAGCGGAAAUUUAACUAUAAGAAACCUGAACGAGGACGAUAUCAGCGAUUACCGCUGUUCAUUAAGCAGUGGAGAGAUUUCAGGAUCCGCUAUCAAGCAAGUGAAGCCUCUUACACCAGGUAUGCUUUUCAUUGCCUGA
This is a messenger RNA of Lytechinus variegatus (green sea urchin), 3062 nucleotides long. RefSeq lists its product as uncharacterized. The record is from RefSeq and is a predicted model, not a curated record. NCBI's taxonomy places the organism in Eukaryota, Metazoa, Echinodermata, Echinoidea, Temnopleuroida, Toxopneustidae. Gene Ontology annotation, cellular component: cell-cell junction. The coding region runs from base 141 to 3062 and encodes 973 amino acids. Gene Ontology annotation, biological process: cell-cell adhesion. The transcript has 10 exons. Gene Ontology annotation, molecular function: cell adhesion molecule binding.